AUGUCGACACAUCGCACCGCCGCCAUGCUGCGCGCCUAUGCGACGGCCGCCUCCAAGCCGCCCUCCCGGCUGCGCGCACGAGGAAAGACUCCCGUGGGCCUGGACCACUUCAUACAGCGGCAGCGCGCCCUGGCCCUGUGGCGAGACAUUGUCCGCAGCACGGCCAGCAUCCCCGACGCAGGCGCACGACGAGACAUGCGCCGCUUCGCAAGGUCCGAGUUCGACCAACACCGCUCCGUCACUGAUCUUGUAUCUCCACUGCCUCCCUCGCCUUCGUCACCCAGGCUGACCGCUGCACAGGGCCACAUUCGAUAUCUGAUUUCACAUGGAAAGACACAGUUCCAGACUAUCAAAGGCACCCUGAUCAACUCCGGCCUACUCUCCGAAUAG
Messenger RNA from Alternaria rosae, 390 nucleotides. RefSeq lists its product as uncharacterized. Lineage: Eukaryota; Fungi; Ascomycota; Dothideomycetes; Pleosporales; Pleosporaceae. The record is from RefSeq and is a predicted model, not a curated record. Bases 1 to 390 code for a protein of 129 amino acids. The transcript is spliced from 3 exons. Gene Ontology annotation, cellular component: mitochondrion.